Calliphora vicina (urban bluebottle blowfly) is the source of this 4236-nucleotide messenger RNA. RefSeq names its product phosphatidylinositol 3-kinase 92E (gene Pi3K92E). Gene Ontology annotation, cellular component: plasma membrane; phosphatidylinositol 3-kinase complex; cytoplasm. The transcript is spliced from 10 exons. Gene Ontology annotation, molecular function: 1-phosphatidylinositol-3-kinase activity; 1-phosphatidylinositol-4-phosphate 3-kinase activity. NCBI's taxonomy places the organism in Eukaryota, Metazoa, Arthropoda, Insecta, Diptera, Calliphoridae. Gene Ontology annotation, biological process: phosphatidylinositol 3-kinase/protein kinase B signal transduction; cell migration; phosphatidylinositol-mediated signaling. The record is from RefSeq and is a predicted model, not a curated record. The coding region runs from base 407 to 3622 and encodes 1071 amino acids.
AAUAGAAAAAUAAAAAAUACUUGAAAAGAAGAAAAAUCCACGAAAAAAAGUUUAUUAUUCUUUUUUCCGCUAGAAAAAGUUAUCAAAAAUUAGUAAAAUUAUCAAAGAAUUUUAAGUGUUUCUACGCAAAUUCCAUAUUCAAUAUGAGUUUAAAUAAUUCUUGUAAAAAUAAGCUACAAAUUGUUAAGUGAAAAACAAGUCAGAAAAAAUUCUUAGAAAACAGUGAGGUUGCGCUCUACUUGUUCAGUUUGGAGUAAAAAAAAAUAGAAAGGAAUUUUCUGUUCCGUUGGCCAAAUUUUUUCCAACAAACCAUAUAGAAAGGAUAUUAACAAAAUAAGCAACUUUAUUGGUUUAACAAUAUUAUUCGUAAAAGCCAACGUCUUGCCAAAUUUUGUAUAAAUAGAAAAUGGCACCGUUGGCAGGCCCUUCAUUUUCAAUAGACACCUGGAAGAAUGAUCCCCCAGAUGUGGAACUCAAAUGUUUUCUACCGAAUGGCAUAUUUCUGACUUUGCAUGUACCCGCUACUGCCACUAUUAGAGAAAUAAAAACGGAAAUGGUUAAACAAUCAAAAAACUAUCCACUUCACAAUCUGAUUAAAGAUGCUUGUGAUUAUGAGGUCAGUGGUAUAUCGGCCAUUGCUCUUGUCGAGCCGUUUACAGAUGAAACAAAACGUUUGUGUGAAGUCCAGCCUUAUUUUUGCCUUUUACGCUUGGGCGAACGUAGUGAUACGACUGCCAUUUCCAGCGAUUAUGAAUUGUCGAAAUUGGUCAGUAAUAUGAUUGGUAAAUCAUUCGAAGACUACAGUGCCCAACGCAGUCCCGAAGAGGAUAAUUUUCGUCGAAAAAUGACACUGCUCUGCGAUGAAAUCGAACUGGAACGUUCCAAGUAUAGUUGGGCAGAAAAAUUGCUGUACGAGCAUCCCCUACGUUUGGCCAACAAUCCCAUUAUGCCAGAGAUAAUUCGUACACGUUUUCGUAAUUCAAAUUUUUUAGUUGUUGUUAAGUUGGAAAAUGAUGAGACCUCAUUCACGAUCUCGGUCAGUGAUCAGCAUACCCCACGAACACUGGUUGAAAUGGUCCUGUCGAAAGUACGUAAAUCUCAAAUAAAAGUUAGCGAUCGCGCCUCUGACUACAUAUUGAAAGUGCGUGGUCGAGACGAAUACUUGUUUGGUGAAUAUCCGCUAAUACAGUUUAUUUAUAUACAGGAAAGCCUUUCUGGUUCAGAUGUUCCAAAUGUUGUACUCAAACCCAUACAUACCCUACCUUCAUACAUUAGCUAUAAACAGGAAUUAAAUGCUGCCCCUAAGAGACCACCAAAACCCGAAAGUCUGCGCCAUCAAUCGAAUGAAAUGGUAAAGAGAAAAAUGAAAAACUCAUGGGAAAUCGAUGAUCACUUUCGUCUACGACUGCACCGCAUUGAUAAUGUGAACUGUGAUUUGGCGCGUGGCAUUAAGGUGGGUGUACACAUCGGCCUCUAUCACGGCGAACACAAGUUGUGUGCUCAACAUUCAGUCGAUAUAGCCAGCAGUAAUAAUCGUUCAUUUACCUUUGACAAGGACAUAGUCUUAGAUAUUCCCCUGCAAAACUUGCCACGCAUGACUAGACUCUGUAUGGUCGUCUAUGAAGUGACAAAGACAUCACGCUCCAAGAAAUCAUCCAACACUAGCAAAGAGAAUACAAUACUAAAAGAUGGCAAUGUAAAUGUGAAUUCGUUGGCCUGGGUCAAUACUACACUGUUCGAUUACAAACAUCAAUUAAAAACGGGCUGCGUAACACUACACACCUGGACGUAUGCCGAUGACAUACAGUCGGAUGAAAUAUUCCAUCCGUUGGGCACGAUCGAACCAAAUCCACGUAAAGAUGAGUGUGCUGUGGUGCAACUGACAUUCCAUAAUUACGGUUACGAAAAUAUACAGUAUCCUUCGGAAGAGACAGUUCUGCAAUAUGCCUCCAAUUUAGCCGCUUGCAAAGAGCCCCUAAGUCGCGGAUCGUCCCAGGAUGCGGCGGCUACCGUUAGCAAAGUUUUAUCACAGUAUUCACGUACUAUUAAUAAACUUUAUGAAAUGCACGAUCAAGAUCGCAAUGAUAUAUGGGAGAAGAGAUAUGCUAUUAAACAAGAUGAACCCGAAGAGCUUUCUAUCCUGCUGCAUUGUGUUAACUGGAAUGAACGUGAUGAGGUGGCCGAAAUGUGGCAUUUGCUUAAGGAAUGGCCUACAAUAUCAGUAGAACGUUCUUUAGAAUUACUAGAUUAUGCUUAUCCAGAUCCGGCAGUGCGAAAUUUUGCCAUUCGUUGUCUAAACAAUUUAAAAGACGAAGAGCUUUUACUGUAUCUGCUGCAAUUGGUACAGGCCAUGAAACAUGAAUCUUAUUUGGAUUGUGCACUCACCACCUUUGUCCUAGAGCGAGCUUUGCGCAAUCAACGCAUCGGACACUAUUUCUUUUGGCAUUUACGCUCUGAAAUGCAAACGCCUUCAAUGCAAACUCGUUUCGGUCUAUUGCUUGAGGCCUAUCUCAAAGGUUGUAAACCUCAUGUACCGCUGCUGCGCAAACAGUUGCAUGUUUUAGAGAAACUGAAACAGGGUUCGGUGCUGGCAAAAAAGGGCAGCAAGGAAAAAGUAAGAAAUCUCUUACAAGACUUUUUGCGCAAUCAGCGAAAUAGUGGUGUCUUCCAAAGCAUACAGAAUCCCUUGAAUCCCAGCUUUCGCUGUAAGGGCGUUAAGCCCGAAAAAUGCAAAGUUAUGGACUCAAAAAUGCGCCCGCUAUGGAUUGUAUUCGAAAAUGCCGAUCAAAACUGUAACGAUAUUUAUAUAAUCUUUAAAAAUGGUGAUGACUUAAGACAGGACAUGCUAACACUACAAAUGCUAAGAGUUAUGGAUCAAUUGUGGAAAAAUGAAGGCAUGGAUUUCCGCAUGAACAUAUACAAUUGCAUUAGUAUGGAGCGUCGCUUGGGUAUGAUUGAGGUUGUACUCAAUGCCGAAACUAUAGCCAACAUACAAAAGGAGAAGGGUAUGUUUUCGGCCACCUCGCCCUUCAAAAAAGGCUCUUUAUAUAGUUGGCUUAAGGAGUACAAUAAAACUGAAGAAGAAAUGAACAAAGCUGUUAAAGAAUUUACGCUAAGUUGUGCUGGUUAUUGUGUAGCCACAUAUGUUUUGGGUGUAGCUGAUCGUCAUUCAGAUAACAUUAUGGUGAAACGUAAUGGUCAACUUUUCCAUAUUGAUUUUGGUCACAUAUUAGGCCAUUUCAAGGAGAAAUUUGGCGUUAGACGAGAACGUGUACCAUUUGUUUUGACACACGAUUUUGUGUAUGUCAUAAAUAAGGGUCGUGCCGAUCGUAUGGCUGAAGAAUUUCGUUUAUUCCAAGAUAUGUGUGAAAAGGCAUUUUUGGUUUUACGCAAACACGGCUGCCUUAUACUUUCCUUAUUUAGUAUGAUGAUAUCAACGGGUCUGCCCGAAUUAUCAUCUGAAAAGGAUUUAAAUUAUUUAAAAGAGACUUUGGUUUUAGAAUAUAGUCAAGAAAAAGCUGUUGAACAUUUCCGUUCGAAAUUUAGCGAGGCUUUAGCCAAUUCCUGGAAAACUUCACUCAACUGGGCUUCUCAUAAUUUCUCUAAAAAUAACAAACAAUAAAAACAAACCGACAGAAAUAUUUAAAAUCCCAAACUCAAAUCACCUACCCACAACAAAUACUGCAUGAUCAUCUCGAAAAAAGAAACUAACAAUAACAACACCAACAACAAAAAUUAACAUCCUAUACGAUCGACUAUUAUACAUAAUUGUACAAUUAAUUGUGCUUAUAUUUAAACAAAAAAAAAACAAAAUUUUUUGGUUUAUUUUCUUUAUUACUUCUUAAUUUUAAUUAUAAUUAUAUUUUUUUAUUUUUAUUAUUUUCACUCCUAAUAUUCUAAUUUUUUGUUGGAUAUUUUUUUUCGUUUAUUAAAUUUAAUUGUUUUUCAUUUGUAAAAUUUCCUCAUAGAUAAAAUUUCAAACAAAACAAAAAUAAAACAAAUUAAAAACAAAACAUGCAUUAAGUAAAAAAAUAAUAAAAUACAUAAAAGUGUUCAACACAAAACUUUAGACUUUAAAGAAACAAAAAUAAAUAAAUCAACUUCAUUAUGAAUUAAAUAAAAACCACAUUUUAAUAAUAAAAAAAUACAAACAACAACAAAAAAAUUACGUAAAUUACAAUGAACUUAUAUUAAUAAAUUUAAAUCAAUAUAACUUUAAUUAUUAAACAAACAAAA